This is a messenger RNA of Cuscuta campestris, 811 nucleotides long. NCBI's taxonomy places the organism in Eukaryota, Viridiplantae, Streptophyta, Magnoliopsida, Solanales, Convolvulaceae. The record is from the annotation of a GenBank genome assembly.
CACAUUCUCACAUUAUGGAAGGAACUUCUCGAGCUCUUUCUUAUACCAUAAGAUUCGUUGGUCUACUUGGUAGUCAUGUUCUUGGUAGAAAUCCAAAGUUUAUGGCUACUGCAGUAGAUUUAGGAAGAGAAUUGAUAAGGCGAAGAAUUAGUCUUGCUUAUGGAGGAGGCAACGUUGGCCUACAAGGAGCUGUUGCUUCAACAGUCUUUGCCAAUGGAGGUCUCGUUAGAGGUUUCAUUCGUGGGUACAUAGCAACACGACGGGUCUACGGACGUACAUACGGCGUAGAGCACACAGUUUUCAGCAAUUACUACAAAUAUUUUGAAAUGAAUCAUGCCGUGGAAGCUUUCAUCAUUCUUCCUGGAGGAGUUGACACUAUGGAAGGUUUGUUCACCUUGAUCUCGUGGGCUUCUGAAGGGUUACACAAUAGACCCAUUGGUCUCUUGAACAUUGACGGUUAUUUCAAUAACCUACUCAAAUUUCUAGAUGAUGCGGUGAGGCAGAACUUCAUGCAUUUGAAUCAAAGGAAACUUUUUAUUUCUUCAUUCUUUGUUGAUGAGCUUUUAGACAAACUAGAGUUUUCUAAAGCGUUCCCGGAACCUGGGGUUAGUUACGAUGAGUUCGUGAAUCCCGGAAGACUAGACUUGGAAUUGCAUUUAUAACUUUCUACACGUAAUCCAAGUUGUAUUUUGUGCUUAAAUAAUAUUAUCCAGAAAUUUUUUAUCGGCCAUAAGCCCAACAAUAAUUUAUUUUAAUCAAAACAAAUUUGAUUAAUUGAUUAUUUAUUCAUUAAUAAGUCUAGGGUAUAUUU